CGCCGCCGCCGCAGGGCCUCGUCCCGCCUAGCGUGGGGCUGCGCGCGCCCAGGUCGGGGCCCCGGCGGCCGACCAUGGUGCUGCCGCCCCCGGACCGGCGCCACGUGUGCCUGACCACGCUGGUGAUCAUGGGCAGCAUGGCGGUCAUGGACGCGUACCUGGUGGAGCAGAACCAGGGCCCGCGCAAGAUCGGCGUGUGCAUCAUCGUGUUGGUGGGCGACGUGUGCUUCCUGCUGGUGUUGCGCUACGUGGCCGUGUGGGUAGGCGCCGAGGUGCGCACGGCCAAGCGCGGCUACGCCAUGAUUCUCUGGUUCCUCUACAUCUUCGUGCUGGAGAUCAAGCUCUACUUCAUCUUCCAGAACUACAAGGCGGCGCGGCGCGGCGCGGCCGACCCGCUGGCGCGCAAGGCGCUGACGCUGCUGCUGUCGGUGUGCGUGCCCGGCCUCUUCCUGCUGCUCGUGGCGCUCGACCGCAUGGAGUACGUGCGCACCUUCCGGAAGCGCGAGGACCUGCGCGGCCGCCUCUUCUGGGUGGCGCUGGACCUGCUGGACCUGUUGGACAUGCAGGCCAACCUGUGGGAGCCGCCGCGCACCGCGCUGCCGCUCUGGGCCGAGGGCCUCACCUUCUUCUACUGCUACAUGCUGCUGCUGGUUCUGCCGUGCGUGGCGCUCAGUGAGGUCAGCAUGCAGGGCGAGCACAUCGCGCCGCAGAAGAUGAUGCUCUAUCCGGUGCUCAGCCUCGCCACCGUCAACGUGGUGGCUGUGCUGGCGCGCGCCGCCAACAUGGCUCUCUUCCGCGACAGCCGCGUCUCGGCCAUCUUCGUGGGCAAGAACGUGGUGGCGCUCGCCACCAAGGCCUGCACCUUUCUGGAGUACCGCCGCCAGGUUACUGCCACCGUGAGCCGUGCUGCUGUGACUGCUCCUGUGUGUGCAUCUCUCAUAUGUGCCAAGGAGUUUCCCUGGGUACACGGGCCUCUCACUGUCGUGGCCUCUCCCGUCGCGGAGCACAGGCUCCGGACGUGCAGGCUCAGCGGCCAUGGCUCACAGGCCCAGCCGCUCUGCGGCAUAUGGGAUCCUCCCGGACCGGGGCAGGAACCUGUGUCCCCUGCAUCGGCAGGCGGACUCCCAACCACUGCGCCACCAGGGAAGCCCUGGGUUUACUUUUAAAAUGCAAAAUGCCGUGUUCUUUCACUGUGAGUUGCUAAUUAAUUUUAUCCACCGGGUCCACCUGGCCUCCUGAGGAAGAACGUUCUGAGGUUCCUCCCCGGGCUGCCAGCCAUCCUGGGGCCACAUCCCCACGCCGGCCGAGCGUCCCUGCUGGAAAGAAGGCCCCUUCUUCACACUUCUCCUCCUGCUGGAAUGUGCACGUGGUGGCGGGUUGGAGAGCCGUGGGGUCACCUGCACCCACCCGCCCACCCGCCACAUGUCUGACUUGGUCGGUGGAGGGCGGUGUGAACUCUGCUCGCCAUGGGCUCUGCUCACGUGAGCCAUGCCGGUGACUUUUCCUUGUGGUCACACAGCUGAAUUUUGUCAUAGUGGACCCGAAACGGGUUUGGAGCGGAAGUUCUCUUAGCCCUCGUGUGUCUGGACAUGUGUCUUCUUGCUCCAUUUAAGUGACACUUCGUGGCAGUUAAGUCUGCCGGGUCCCGUGUCCCUGGCCUUCCUGUACUAACAGGCUGGAAAUGGACGUCUCCAAGCCCCACCCGCUUAGCCGUGUGACAGUUCUGGCCAAAAGGAUGAAGGUGGAUGUCGCUUCCCAAGUUCAGAAGUGACUCAAAGUGGUUUCUUGACCUUGCACAUCUGGGCCAGAUAUCCUCUGCUGUCUGUCCCCUGGUCCUCUGCUCUUGGACGUGCCCCCCAUCCUGCCGCCCCCAGGUACUGAGUGUUUCUGGUGCUGCAGUGGAAGGUGGGCUGCUGUGUGUUUCCCCUGCUGCUGACUUAGACUUCAGCUUUGACUGGAUCACCGGGUCUCCGCCGUUUCAGAUCUUGGCUGUGGCGCUCCAAGCCGGGCGACCUGGGCACCUGACUUCUGUUUCCUGGUCUGUAAGCUGGGGUCCUGUGAGGAUCAAACCGGGUGACCCUGUAACCCACCCAGGAGAGGGCCUGGCGCGUGGAAGCAGCCGGGUAGGUGUUUGCCUUCCUUGUCCGUAUUCUUAUUCUAAUGGGAUUUUGGGAGAGUACGUUUGUAAGUGCACAGGAUCAAUCCUUUAUGUUUCACUUGGAAGUCUCAAAAAAAAGCUCCACCUUUCAUUAAAUUGAAAAGAAAUAUUGCAGCUGAAAUAAUAAAUACACUGUGGAAGGGACGGAGCAUAGAAGUGUACGUGAUAACACUUGCUUUGGCUAAACCUGGGUGGAGAAACCAGAUCUCUUGCCGAAAUUUGGUUCUGCAGGAUCUCACUAGGGAAAGUUGUUCUUGACAAUCAUCAUGGCCGGGAAAGGACACUCAGUGACAGAAGACACAGUGGUGAUGUUUCAUCCAGUUGAACCUUGGCCCGCGAAUCAAGCCUUCACUGUAAAAUUUAUGUGGAAAAGAUUCUUUAUUCACUUUUUAUGAAAUGAGGCAGAAAACGGAGGACCUCGGGAAUGGUUUGCCCACAGCGGAGCUCGGGGACUUUCCACCCACCUCACGGCUGUUCGCCCCAGGAAACGUGUUCUUCCUGGGGGUUGAUGGGCCUCGGUGCUCACACGGUGCUGAAAGCUCACGAAUGCCUUGCAGGCCGACUGCAGGUUGUUGCAGGAGACUGCUGGUUCCCCACCCGAGGGGUCGCACACCUGCGCUGGGCUGUGGCCUGCAGGAGACACUCUGCAGCGCGGGGCGUGAGGGCUCGACUGCGCGCGCGGGUGCAUCGCGGGUCCCUGUGUCUGUGGCGCUGAGGAUGGGCCGACUUUCACUUCCUAGGAGGAGAGGCUGUGCACCUGCGGGGAGACGGGUGUCACGCCUAUGGAUGGCAGCGUGGGUGCAGGGGAGAGCAGGGCGGGUGGGGCUGUGUCAGGGCCUCCCCAGCAAGUGACGUCACGCUAGGACUUGAUCAUGAGCAGGAUUGGCUGCGGGGAGAGGAGGGACGUUUAUCCUGGCAGGUGGGAUGCCCCCAAAGCUCACCUGCCCCAGAGCCCACCUGGCUGGGGUGGGGCUGGCAGGUCGUGCAGUGGCGCAGGAUGGCCACCAGGGAGAGCCCGAGCCCCAGCCCUGCCCGGCGGCCCCUCCUGCUCGCACGGAGAGCCCCGCCAGAAGGUGUGUGUCCAGGUGGAGGGACGCCCGCUGGCCUCUGCAGGAACGCAUCACAACAUCACUUAGCACCGAAAAGAUUUCAAGGAAUUCUAACGCGUGCGUCCAGCAUGGAGGAACUCUGUAAGGGCACGUUUCAGUCUCAAAGUGAUAUUGUGGGAUUAGCUCUAUGAGGUUGAGGCGUCAAACUGCUCACUGAACCCAGCUUCUGAGAGAUAGGUCUGAAGAGGGACCAGCUUUGGGAUUGAUCCAGGUGAUCACAGUUUUAAGUUUAAUGUGUUAGGACAGCUGACACACCUGCCGUGUCCACACCUGCCACACAGGUGCCCAGGCACAGGGCCCGGCUCCCCACAGCGCAGGGCCCCCAGGUGUGCCUGGCGCCCGGUGUGACCCUUCCUGUAUGGUUGUUCCAAGGACCCCAAAGCUCACCUGCGCCGCAAGGACGUGGGGCGAGGAUGGGGUCCAGGAUGCACAUGCUCUCUGGGCCCCAGGGUGAACCCCGACACCCUCCUCCAGGUGUUGCUGGCCAUGCCCUCUGCCCCCUGCCCUCUGCCCCUGCCCGCCCAGGGGCCCCAGGUCUGGGCAGAGCCUCCUGCUGGCCGAGUGCAUGCGAUGCUGCUGGCGGCCACACAGGGGCAGCAGAGCUCAGCGUGUUCAGGGACCGGAUGUCCAGCUCACGGGGCCGCCCUGGGCCCUGAGGCCGGGAGUGGCCAGAGGGGACGCCUGCACGGAGGCCAGCCCCAGGCUCACCCGAGCCCUGCCCUAGGUCCCCUGACCCCAGCCCCAGGUUCAGCCUGGACCCUGUCCCCAGCGGGCCGAGCUUACUGGCAGUAGGUCACCCCUUGGUCCUGGGUCAUCGGGGCUGAGGCGGCUGCACCUGUGGUGAGUGUCCCCGCCGAGUGCAGCGUUUGGAGACCUCAGGGGACGCUGGGCCCUGGACAGUGAGACUGGUGCUUGGGGGACAGGACGAGGGCGCCCCCUCCUGGCCCCCUGUUCUUGCACCUCUGUGGUGGGGGUCCUGGGGGUUCUGGCAGGAGGGGGCGCCUGUUGCCUGCC
This is a messenger RNA of Globicephala melas (long-finned pilot whale), 4281 nucleotides long. It is a transcript of the gene TMEM121, whose product is annotated as transmembrane protein 121. The record is from RefSeq and is a predicted model, not a curated record. Lineage: Eukaryota; Metazoa; Chordata; Mammalia; Artiodactyla; Delphinidae.